This is a messenger RNA of Mycosarcoma maydis (corn smut), 4197 nucleotides long. RefSeq lists its product as uncharacterized. The transcript has a single exon. Gene Ontology annotation, cellular component: cytosolic [4Fe-4S] assembly targeting complex. The coding region runs from base 1 to 4197 and encodes 1398 amino acids. NCBI's taxonomy places the organism in Eukaryota, Fungi, Basidiomycota, Ustilaginomycetes, Ustilaginales. Gene Ontology annotation, biological process: iron-sulfur cluster assembly. The record is from RefSeq and is a predicted model, not a curated record.
AUGUCGGAUCUAUCACAGACCAUUCGAGCCUUCAUCGUUGGCUCUUUUCAACAACUGCCACCAUCCAUCGUCGAUGAUCUAGCAAAUGGCUCUGUCUCGCUGCUUGGUAUCGUCCGUCUUCUCGGGGAAUACCUCACUUCUCAGGAGGAGGACACAAGAACUCGCGCAGUUCAGUUGCUUUCCUACAUCACCUGUCAUUUUCUCGAUACUUCGGCACCUUUACCGCCGUCCAAGCAGCCACUCGCAAGCAUUUUCACUAUUCAAGCCGUACGUACGCUCUCUUCAUUCUUUGCAGACAAGAUUGCAGAUGGCGUCCUCAUAUCGGAUAACUUUGUUCGCUCUGCAAACGCUCCCGAGGUGGUCCCGGAUACUGCUUCCAGCGCACGCAAGAACGAAGCUGAGCAAAAGACGCUUCAGGGCAGCGCAAUGCUCGUCAGCUCGCUCAAUGCUCUCACCGUUCUUAGCGCAUGCAAGGCGACGACCGCAGCAUCAGCCGACACAGCACCCACUUCUCCACCUCCGGUCAAAGGUUUUGGUCAGGAGCAGGCACACGCUGUUGCCGACGCUCUGUUCUCCCAUGUCAUCGCAACCAACCAUCCUCAAAGUCUUCGCUUCAUCAUUUUCCGACUUCUCGAUAGCCUCGUCGCACAUCACAGAGAUGCACUAAAGGCGUAUCGAUCUUCGACUUCCUCCGCUGCCGAUGAGCAGCCAACCCAAUCUACAUCUGCUACUCCCCAUCCCAUGCAGGUCGACCCAGUCGCUGAUGCCGAUGCACUAAUCUCGGGAUCGGAAACGUGCCAAGGCAAAGACUUCUUGCAAGGCUACGUCAAGAUGGUCCAAGGCGAAAAGGAUCCCCGCAACCUCAUGGUUCUGUUUGGCGUCGACAAGGUGCUGCUAACCGAGUGGGUCAUGGAUCGUGAAAUGACUGAAAGAUUCUUCGACAUUACCUUCUGCUACUUUCCCAUCACCUUCCGUCCGCCACCCGAUGACCCCUACGGCAUUACCUCGGACGAUCUCAAAGUGGCUCUGCGUGCCGCCAUCUGUGCAUCGCCCGCCUUGGCACCGCACGGCUACCCGCUUCUACUUGAAAAGCUCAGUGCCGCAGGUGGUGCUGCCAAGCUCGAUACACUUCGCACCCUCAUCGCUGCGAUGCCUGUGUAUGGACGCGCUGCAGCGCUCGCAAAUGCCACCAAACUUUGGGAGGGCCUCAAAAUCGAAAUAUUUCACGCUACCGACGACGAGACCGGCGACCUGGCUGUCGACACCCUGACCAUCCUUCUUCACGUUCUCUACCAUGGUGUGGACCCACCCGAAGGCAUUGCUCCAAGAAUGGUACAUGACUGCUUGGUCGAGCUCGAGGAGCCAGGCAAGUCGCUGGCAAAGGCAGCUAUCCGGGUGCUCUCGUGUCUUGUGCGCGCUUCUGCUAGUACAGCCUACCUGGCCGUGUAUGGAUUCAUGGACCAGAUGAUCAAGAUGUUCGCGGACCCGGAAGAUCUGGCACAGCGCACUCCCAUCCUGGCCGGUAUUGGUGAACUGCUCGAUGCCCUUGCUAAAGUAUACCGUCACGCUGAGCUUGCGCGAGCCAACGAGGACGGUAAUACCAAAACCAAGCCUUCAUCUGCUGCAAGCGAGAUUGGCUCUGGUCAGCUGCUUCCAAGCACAGCUCCGGGUCGCAGCUACACCGGCGAUAAUCGACCCUUGGACCCUUUCCUGUCUGAGCUGCUCAGCUGCCUGUCGAAUGGCCUGCGAUCUACGUCCUAUCGCCGGUCUGCUAUGCUUGUCUUUUCGUCGAUCGUAUCCAUCUCGAUUCUCAGCAGCAAUGGCAAUGGCACUGGCACUGGCACCACUGGCACGCAAAAUGACGAAGUAUCCCUCUCGAAAUCAAUUAAGCCUCUCCUUGACUUUGACGAGCUGAGCUUCCUCACGCGCCAAGUCGCCUCCUUGCUGACUUCUUCUAUCGGCGACGACGUCCGUGAAGAAGCACUUUGUGCCAUCGAGGUCAUCUCUAACGAACGCACUGCCUCUACGCUCGCAGCAAUCAAUCCAACAGCCAAGAUCAUCGAACAGGUCGUUCUGCCCGUCUUGCUCGAAAAGCUGCCGGACCGGAUUCAACUUUUCGAUGACCCAGAACAACGAACGACAGGUAAUGCCAUGGACGACACCGCAGCCGAGCUGGACCUCAUCAAAGCAAGCAUCAGGCGCAGCCUUGGUGCCCUGUCACGCCUCUGUGUCGCGCCUUUUCUCUUCGAAGCUGUGGUGGUGAAACUUUUCACCAAGCUCGAACUGUGUUGUCGAACCGGUGUGCAUGAUGGCCCUAGCAGCGAGAGGGAUAUUGUCCUCGGCGUCACCAAAACCAACGAAGAAGGCAAAUCCAGUUCCAUGCUCAAUGAGCAGCUCAGCGCCCUGCAUGAGGCCAACUUGGGUUAUGCACGCGGACUCAUCCUCACUUUGCAGACAAUGGUCGACCUCAAGAAACAAAACGGCCAUCUUGAUCUUGUCAAGUACGCCCACACGCUUCCCUCUCGUCUGGUCAGCUUGACGCUGUCAAGCCUUGGCAGUGCCACGGACCAAGCAAAUGCAGAGGUGAGCAUCGCUGCACAUCCGGCUGUCGUCGCGGAUUCGGCCGCGCUGCUUGGCACGUUUGUCAAGCUACUCGACACAAGUCGUCAACGCGAGUUCUUGGCCAGUCUCAACCAGACUUUUGUUCAACGUCAGUCGACCUUUGUGGAAAGCGGUGAAAAUGUGGAGGGCGCAUCUCUCAUUGCUGCUAAUUCGCCAUUGGAACAGUCGUUUGCGCCCUUCUUGCCUUCACCGGCAUCUCAAAACGACCACUUUGCUAUGGCAAGCAGAAAUGCUGUGGCGCUUUUCGCAGCUGCUAUUGUCGCUUCUGGCCCAGCUGCCGGUGUUGUUGUUCUGUCAGCUUCAGCAGAUGCAACAAUGUCAAAACAUGACGCAGCCUUGGCUUCGCUCUCUCUUCUGCUUGAUUGGACGCUGGCUGCGGCCAGCUCAAAUGCUGACAAAGGCAGCACUAACUAUACGAUGGGCCAGACUUCGCAAGCUCUCCAACUCAACAGUGCAUUCUGGAUGGCAGUUUCGCUGACGAACAAGUUCAUUGACGAGACGCAACCGGCUUUCCUCGAUCUGCUCGACACGUUCUGGGGCACGCAUAUCAAGAAUCCCUCCACUACUGCAUGCUCGGCGAGACAACGACGGGUGGCGCUGCAGAUGUGGAUGUGGCUAUCGCGUGCGCUUGUGAUCAAAUCAUCCAAGCUUUCCGAGGCCAUGUUGAAUCGCGUGCUGAUCGAAAUCUUUGAUGACGUUGCGAGUGGUAUCGCCGGGCAAAAAAGAGCGACUCAACUUGUGGCCACAGCAUCACAGCCUGCAAAGACCGAGGAGAGCGUUGACUGGAAGUUUGCGCGAGCAGCCGCUCGCGACUUGUCGACUAUUGUGGGUGUCGGUGAAGACGGCAUCACAACCAAGGAGAAUGGCUUCACGGUGCGACUGCUAUGGAAGCAAAAGCUGUUCUCCUUGUUGCUUCCGCGCCUGCUCGAGAGCUAUUCGAGUGCGGCCAAGCUCGCGCAUCGUCACAACCAUGUUGAUGGUGAGCAUUGUUCGCACUCGCACGGCGAGGCUGAUGUAGACGCCAAGACCAUCUACCUCGUCUCGCUCGCGGGUCUCUUACCCUCUCUACCGUCCACGAUGCUGGUAGAGCGUCUGGAAGGUGUGUUUCCCUUGCUCAUCCAGGCGCUCGCGCUUCCUGAUUCCAAGGCGCGUUCUGCCGCUGCAAACGCCAUCACGGUCGCAAGCGAAGUAGGCAAGAAACUUGCGCCUCCGUCAUCCUUACCUCCUUCGGCUCCACAGUUCGAUCCUACUGCGCUCAUUGCAGCGCAUCUCAACUCGAUUGUUACCAAGCUCCUUUGCAAUAUCGAGCCCACGCCGUACACCCCGCCUGCGACGCGAAUCGCCGCUCUGCGCACCUUGACUAGCUUGGCCGCCAAAGUACCGGAGGACGACGAGGCUACCCACUCAACGCAGCGCUCAGACAGUGGGCUGCAGCAUCACCACUUGCACCCGUUGAGAAAUCUCGUCCUCAAGCAUCUGGGCAAGCACAAGAUCGGUAUCGACGACAAAAUUCGUUCGGUCAGAAGCUAUGCGGUCGACGCUAGAGACGCUUGGUUUGCGAUUUCCGAGACCUGA